This is a messenger RNA of Saprolegnia parasitica CBS 223.65, 1001 nucleotides long. RefSeq lists its product as hypothetical. Bases 32 to 976 code for a protein of 314 amino acids. Lineage: Eukaryota; Oomycota; Saprolegniomycetes; Saprolegniales; Saprolegniaceae. The record is from RefSeq and is a predicted model, not a curated record. The transcript has a single exon.
CGCGUUGCCUUACCUACAUCCCUCUCUCGCGAUGGACCUCUCUCGCCUCCUCUCGCCUUGCAUGGACGACGACGAGUUCUCGGACGCGACGUCGACAGCCUCGGUUUCGCCGCCGUCGUCGCCGGUGCUGGGCCCGUCGUCGCCGCCGUCGUCGCCCGCCAGCAUUGCUUCGUCCACGUCGUCCUCCUCAUCGCUGCGCACGGGCAAGUGGUUUUACGAAGAAGAGCAAUAUGCCCUCGCGCUCGUCGAGUGCUUUCUCUUGAGCUACUUUCCCGCGCUCUCGGCCGGCUCGUCGCUGCGCCUCUUCCUCGCCGACAAGCUCUCGUGCUCGCCGAUGCGCAUCUCCAAGAAACUCAGCCGCGAACCGCUCGAGCUCGCGGGUGUCGCACUGCCCAAGAAGCUCGGCCAGCAGCGGUACCUCGAGCAACCGAUUGACACGGCCCAGCGCACGCGCACGCUGGCCCACUUGGCGCAGCUCGAAGCGACAUUCCAGCGCUGCCUCGCGCACGAACACCGCCUCGCGUCGCCGCAAGAAGCCCAGAAGCGCGGCAUGGACAUGCACCAGAAUGCGAUGCACCGCACGGGCUACUGGUUCCGCGAAGAGCAAGUGUACGCGUGGAAGCUGAUUGACUUUUUCCUCAAGGGCCAGCUCCGCCUCCGAAAGGGCACAACGCUGCGCGCCUACUUGGCCGAGCAGCUCGGCUGCAGCCCCAUGCGCAUCUCCAAGAAGCUCGCGUCCGGUCUCAUUGGCGGCAAGACGAUCCCCAAGAAGGUCGGUACGGCCACGUACCGUCCGCAGUCCAAGCUCACGGCCGAGUUUACACACGCCGCGCUCAAGGCCGAGGCCGAGCUCGCGGCUGCCCGCGCCGCGUGCUUUGCAUUCAAGACCAACCCGAAUGCGUACGCCGAAGCGACGCUGCGGCCGAUCGCGACGCCGCUCUUGCUCCUGCGCCGGGCCGCCAUGGUCGAAGUCUGAGGGCGCUCUGUCUUAUUUAUUCGCU